Molecule: messenger RNA, 873 nt
Organism: Terrapene triunguis (Three-toed box turtle)
Lineage: Eukaryota; Metazoa; Chordata; Testudines; Emydidae
Gene: NFAM1
Product: NFAT activating protein with ITAM motif 1
Exons: 7
Coding region: 1-873 (290 amino acids)
Biological process (GO): positive regulation of cytokine production; positive regulation of B cell receptor signaling pathway; regulation of B cell differentiation
Cellular component (GO): membrane raft
Molecular function (GO): transmembrane signaling receptor activity
Source: RefSeq, a predicted model, not a curated record
AUGGCCGCCAGUCUAAAUGCCAUCUUCCUUCUUCUCUGGCUCCUUCAGCGUGGAGGAUGGCAGGUUGCAGGACAGAAGGUCUCAGUAAAACAAACCCCCCUGAUCCAGGUCGCUUUUGCCAAUGAAAAGGUAUCGAUGAAGUGCCUGGUCAGCUACCCCUACAUGAAGGAAUACACCACCUUCACAAUCCAUUAUUACUGGGUGAACUCAGAAGGCAAGAGAGUCACCAUCAAAAAUUGUCCCGUAUCUGAAGCAAUCCCCACUGGACAGAUGAACCAGACAACAGAGAAGGAUUACCCACAUACAAUUGGGCCAUCAGAAAACCCCCCUGCUACUGGCACCUACUACUGCGAGGCCGUGUGGAAAAGCACAACAGAAAAAGGAAAUGGGGUAUUCAUCCUUGUUAGAGACACAGGGUACAGAGAGCCCUCUCCGGGCACAUGGAAAUUUCUCAUCGCUCUUACCACUAUCCUCACCAUACUGAGCAUCACUGGAACAGCUCUGCUGCUGUGGAAGAGAAAGUUGGUGGUGUGUCCUGGGAGAUGGCCAGAUGUCCUCCAGAGGUGCCCAAACCUAAGCACAGGAGCCCAAGCCCCUUCAGGAAGCUCAGAACCAUCUGGCUCCAUCUACACUUGCCUAGAAUCCCACCAAGCUGAGGUCUAUUCUGUCCUUGAGGAUAACAUGAACAGCUUGUCGCUUGAGAAGAAUCCCACUGCUACACUUCAAGACAUGAACAUCUCGCAGCCAGACAGGGUUGAAGAUAGAAAUGAAGACUGUGGGAAAACAGGGAAGAAGAAAAAGAAGAAGAAAGAAAAGAAAUCUCAGCAAGAAACUCUGGAAGAACCCUUUGAUACCCUGUAUGAGAAUAUCUAA